Molecule: messenger RNA, 654 nt
Organism: Pisolithus orientalis
Lineage: Eukaryota; Fungi; Basidiomycota; Agaricomycetes; Boletales; Pisolithaceae
Exons: 4
Coding region: 1-654 (217 amino acids)
Source: RefSeq, a predicted model, not a curated record
AUGUCCGAUCCAACUACAUGCCGACAUAGCAUGCAAUGCGGUGCAAGCGAGUACUUCUGUUGGCCCCGCACAGCCCUCAUUUGGGAGGUGGAAUCAGUCCAAACUAGGAUUCGUGGGGAACCCUCUUGUGUCGCCAUCACCUGUGUUCAUUAUAUGCUACAUACGUGCACGACAAGGGAUGGUGCACUACCCGUUGCGUUUCCUGUAUCCGUGGCCCUGUCUGCAAUGUCGCGGAGACACUUGUAUGAACACCACGAUUCACCGUUCCACAGUCCAGGCUUCUGGCCAAGAUACAAGGCGAGUGGAGACACGAUCAGCCAGGAAGAGCAUAAGGCUGGAUCAGAGGGAACUCCUCGUUGCACAUAUGGCACAAACAUGACCUACACCAUCCGUCCUGCAGCAUUCGGAGCACGAAAGCCUACGUUCCAUAUUUCACGGCCAAAUCACAACGGGAUCGAUGAUCAGGAAUGGCUUUGGCCAUUCAUUAUUCCAAAACACUACGCCAAGGUAGCGCGUCGCUACGUCUGCUCCUACAUGAGUUUCAGUGAUGUUGUUAAACUCGGAACAUAUGUGUGCCGGAAGGCAAGCAUCGUGUUAUGGUUCAAGAUGCAGAUCUAUAAGCUGUUUGUCUCAGGGAAGAGACCCACUCAAUGA